Messenger RNA from Metarhizium album ARSEF 1941, 477 nucleotides. RefSeq lists its product as uncharacterized. Lineage: Eukaryota; Fungi; Ascomycota; Sordariomycetes; Hypocreales; Clavicipitaceae. The record is from RefSeq and is a predicted model, not a curated record. Bases 1 to 477 code for a protein of 158 amino acids. The transcript has a single exon.
AUGACGUCGAGCAAGAGACAAACCUACAACUUUGCUCUGCAAAAGUAUCUUCUGCUGCAGGAGCAGCAUGAAGAGCUCUCUAGCCAUCUCGAACAAAUACGACCGCGGAAGGACUCACUGAGGAGCGCCUCAACUCGAUCAUCCAGCACAUCGUCCAUGUCGACGUCGCCUAGACGACACUCCGAGAGCGGUGAACGUCAACAUGGUCGCACUCGAGCCCACGGUGGCCGGAACACGCCUGGCGCCGGCUCACUAGACACAAUUCUGGAUGAAGAAACAAUACAUGCCAUUUCAGCCGAGGAGCAGCGUCUGUUCGACGUCAAUGAGAGUAUCAAACGCGCAUUGACAGAACUCCUCAACUAUGACGCAGUCCGUGGCGACCACACCAUGCGCAUGUGGGCACAAGCCAGGCUUAUGGAGACGGAGAAGGAACUUCGCUCAGGCCGGCGGCGCAGGAGCUCGCCUUGCAUGGAGUGA